Molecule: messenger RNA, 3551 nt
Organism: Bradysia coprophila
Lineage: Eukaryota; Metazoa; Arthropoda; Insecta; Diptera; Sciaridae
Source: RefSeq, a predicted model, not a curated record
UAUCUAGUAGCACAUCGGAGACAGUGAGAGUAUGAACGUUCUAUACGAAAAAUUUUCUUUUUAAAUUUUCUAUUUGCAUGGAAUUCAUCUCGAUCACGCGAGUGUGAACAUAUUCAUAAAUCGUUACGGAAAUCGAGCACACACUUUUCAGUUUGGUGUGUUGUUCGUUGUUAUUAUGGACAGUCUAUUGUUGAAAGAUUUUUUAAUUUUUUUUUUCUGUGUGGAGAAACAAUAGACAAAUUUGUAAAUGUGAAAAUUAGCAUUGAAGUGUUGACACAUUUAAAAUGAAUAGAGAAAUCAGUUUCUUUUGUGUUUCGGUUUUUAUUAUUAUUUUGUUCUGUUAAACUAAGCGACAACAGUUUUCAGGGAUUUUCACUUUCAAUCUGGUGAAAAUUCUUUAAAAAGAAAAAUAAAAAAACGGCAGAAAAACUGUUAUUAUAUUGUCGGGAGUUAUUUUCGUUUUUGUUAUAUAUUUUCAUUUAAAUACAAAAAAAAUUGUGAGUUGUAAAAAAAUCGCGCUACAUCUCACACAAAGUGAAGGAGGAACAACAAAAACAACAAAAAAAUAAUUGUUGAAUUGAAGACAAACCGUUUAGUAUGUUGGUUUUGUGGUGGAUAUUAUAUCCGCAUUUCCUCGUUACGUCGAAACACAUAAACUAUACACAAACGGCAGCAUAAUAUCAUCAGAAGAGAGAAUAAGAACAAAAAAAAAAAUCGGGAAAAAUAAAAACAAGGAAAAGCCAAGUGAAAAUCGUUCGUGCGUGAGAUAGUGUGCGUGGCUGUGUGUUAGUGUGGUUGUUUCCUUUAAAAUAUAAAAAAAAAAAUCUAAUUCUUUAAAUUAGUGUUUAUCAUUUCGGUCCAAAUGGAAAACAUCAACAUUCAUGACAUUGAACAUAAACACAAGAGAAAUGAUUUGUGGCAAAUUAAACAAACGAAUUGAAUGGAUUUGAUCCGGUAUGACAAUAAAAACGAUGUUGAUUUUUCCCACUGAACUAUUAACUGGUGUUGUAUAUUAGUUUUUCGUUUCAAACAUACAAAACGGUCGAAGUAAAAACAAAAAAAAAGAAAAAGAAAAAAUUUUUACGGAAUAAAAAAGAAAAUUUUCUUUGGAAAUUGGUAAAUGUGUUCUGGUUUUACGAUUUCUUAAAAUUAGGUGAUAUAAUUUAUGGUUGUGGAACAUAUAAAUAUGCAUAAAAUAUCUAAAUUGAAAAUGUGUUCUUAAACAGUUCGUUAAGUGCAUUUACUGGUAACGGUAGAUUAGAGAAUUAUUAGAGCAACUUUUACACUUUUCCUUUGAAAACUUUCAAUUUUCGUUUUUAUUUUCUAAUUGGAUAUUUCGAAACAAUAUCCAUCGCACAACAUAUGGUGGCUAUAUUAGCGGAAACAUUCAUUUUAAAAGCAUCACUAAACCGAAAGAACACAUUAUCAUAUCGUGAAAUUGGUGUAAAUUUCAAAAAAAUAAAAGAGAAGAAGUGAAGAAGAAGAAGAAGAAGAAAAAUAAGAUCGGAAAAUAUUUGUGGAAUAAAUGUUAAUUACAAAAAUGUUGCGAGAAAGGCGACGACAUGCUAAUUUUAAACCGAAUCGAAAAUUGGAUCGAAAGUCGUCCCGUGGUAUGCUCUAUGAGAAUGAAGAACUUCGACUGCGCACGAUAAACAUAAAUGCGGAAGUUGACCGAGGCCAAUCGGAUAUCAGAAAAUUGCGCAGAGAAAACGACCAACUACGUCGGGAAAUUUGGUGUCUGCGCGAUGAAUAUGAUAAGCUGGACAAAUUAUUAGGCGGAAAUCGUAGUAAAGAUCUCACCACACCACCGUCAACCACCAGACCUGAUGGCGACGAUAAGGAAUACUACAGUGAUGAUAGCAACUCAUGUGAUACUAGCAACGAAGAAGAGGAUUUUUCGGAUAAAGAGACAGCUGACAAUCAUCAAAAUGCUCAGAAAUCUCGCGAAAAUCUUCACGUAAACUUUGAUCAUUUAUCGAUUGUUUCCGAGGAGAAUACACCCAACUGUGAUGAAACAUUGUCCAGCAGCACCGGUCAAAGCCAUGGCAAUGAAACGCCGAUGGCCGAAUUUCAAUCGAAUAUUCCGUCGCUGGCCCAUUUCGAAAAUCUUCGAUAUGAUGAAAUUGGACCGAAUUUAGAUUCAUCAGGCGAAAUACAACGCAGCACAUCCACUCCAACCACCGGCGAAACAGUAAUAUCGGUGAAUGGUUUGCAUACGCCAGACGUACAACGUCAUUCCAAAAGUGGGUUCAACCCAUUCAAUUUUCUUAAGUCUGCGAUCAAAGUUCAAAAUCGAGUCGGUCCGGCUGACUUGUGCGUUAGUAAUGUAAUUCCAUCGACAAUGGCACACGAAGAAGGGACCAUCAAAGCCGAACCAAUUUACGCACAGGUACAAAAGGCAUCCAAAUCGAAUGGAGCCUGCAGUCCAGGAGUUUUUCAGAGAGGAGGAAAUCUGGAAGACCUGCUUCAGGAUAUCGAGCUACUUUCGUCUGACAUUCAACAGAUGCAAAAGCAGAACCAACAAUAUCAUUCACAUUUAUCGCUAAAUCGCCUGCCCACAUCCAACGAUUCGAUUCCAAAGCCCAAAUCAAAUCUGCUGCAGAACAAAGCGUUCCGUUCCGAAAUGAAUUUAAUGUUGUCGUUUGAAGGCGAUCAGCCAAAAAUUACACCACUUGCUUCCACGACUCAAGACUCUCCACCACCAACGCUGCCAAAUCCGAUGAUUUUACUUCCGCCAACAUUGCCGUACACUGGCUUCGAAGAGGACCUAACGAGACCAGACAAAGCAUCGCCGUCGUUGGAACCUCCUGAAGCCAAGGAAAAUGGUUUCGCUUUGAUUCGACGGCGAUUGUUCAAUAAGAAGAAUAAUAUUCCACAGGAAGCUCCGAAAAUCGUGGUAGAGAAGCCUCCACUGGUACUAAAACGAAACGAUAGCCAUAGCAGUUCGUCGGAACAGAAUGCUGAAGUGCCACAACAAAAGCCAUUAAAACCACCCGAAACUAGACGUAAAUCGCGUCGCAUUUCGUUAAAUCUGAACGGCAGCGCUAUCGCAGAAAAUUCCAGUAAACUGAAACACAGCACCAAAUUAAAUCGUCGAGCUAGCCACGCCGAUCAUCACCUCGACGAUGUUCCAAUAUUCCUCAAUGGAAUGAAUGGAAUUAACAUUCCCGGUAUCAUGAACUCAUCAAUUAAGCCACCGAAGCACAAUCAUCGAAAAAUGAGCCAAGAUUCGGUCAAAAUGAAAAAAGGUCGACGUCACUCGGACGGUGGUAGUUUGUUGGGUCAUGACAGUGCCUAUGAGUUCGGAACAUCGAUGUCGGAACGGUACAGUAACAGUUUAGAAUCAUCCAGGGAAUCGUCGACGAGUUUAAAUAUUCCAACGAGACGGGUGUCGUUCGGUAAAAAGGGAGGAAAGAUUCCGUGGUGCGGUUGUUGGGGAAUAAUUUAAGGUUUAUGAAGUGAUUGAAUGGAUGUUGUAUUUUGCCGAUAUGGUACAAGAAGUAAUAGAAUUAUUGACGGAAUGGAGACAAUCUUAAAAUGGAUUAAAAAUC